GUAACAUCCAAGAUUCCCCUCAGCACCGAACUGCAGCAGUGGGUUUCAUUGGCUGAGAAAGAGAAGCGCCUUUUGACUAUACGAUUUAAUUGGCUGGUCUGGGUUAGCGCGCCAAGAGGACUUGUAAGCGACAGCGAAGAUAAAGAAGUAGCAACUGAGCUGCAGGAACAUGUGGAACAACCAGGGUGGAUUUGAUGGUGGCUCAGGAAUGGGAGGCGGAGGUUAUAUGCAGUCUCCAGGAGGCUUUGGGUCUCCUGCACCCACUCAAGGAGAGAAAAAAUCGCGGUCCAGGUCACAGCAAAUAGUGCCAUGUACAGUGUCACAGCUACUGUCAGCAACACAGAAUGAUGAGGUGUUUCGAAUAGGAGAGACUGAACUUUCACAGGUCAUUAUAGUUGGCAUUGUCAGACAUGCCGAAAAAGCUCCGACAAAUAUUCUUUACAAAGUAGAUGAUAUGACUGCAGCACCCAUGGAUGUCAGACAGUGGGUGGACACAGAUGAGGCAAGCUGUGAAAAUAUGGUGGUACCUCCUGGUAGUUAUGUAAAAGUUGCUGGUCACCUUCGUUCCUUCCAGAACAAGAAAAGUGUUGUAGCAUUUAAGAUUGCUCCUGUUGAUGAUAUGAACGAGUUUGUUUCUCAUAUGCUGGAAGUUGUUCACUCUCACAUGGUCAUGAAUUCCCAGGGUGCGCCUUCAGGGGGUGGUUCCACAAUGGCCCUUAACACACCUGGACGCAUGGGUAUUGGUGACAGUGGCGGAGCAUUCUCAGGAGGAAAUGACAAUCCUACAAAUGGACUGACACCACAUCAGAACCAGAUUCUUAAUUUGAUCAAAAGCUGCAAAGGAAAUGAAGGCAUGGCAUUUGAAGAACUGAAAAACCGACUUCAUGGAAUGAAUGUUAACUCAAUUAGGAAAACUGUGGACUUUCUCAGCAAUGAGGGACACAUUUAUUCCACUAUUGAUGAUGAACAUUACAAAUCAACGGAUGGAGAUUAACAAGUUUUGUUUUCAUUUCUUGUGCUUUAGAACAUCUGAUUUAAUUGUAGAAGUUAUUGAAAUUCUAUGGUAAUUGUGUAUAUAUGCUGAAGCAAGCCCUUCAUUUUACUGACCUGUAGAUUGUUAGAAAACAAUGCACUUCAGAGAAGCCUAAUGUAAAUAUAAGUAUCUGGAAAGAUUAAGAUUAAUCUGGUUAUACGUUGACUGUCUCCAGGAAAGUUUGAAACGAUAUUCUUUACUUUUGACAAGUGACAUUUGAAAAUAUUAUUUAUUGGCACUUUCCAGAAAUUACAUGUCUGGGGAAAAAAGACACAACUAAGUUUAAAACAUUUGGUGUUUAUUGUAAUUAAAGACUUCCACUCCCCCUC
Messenger RNA from Xenopus laevis (African clawed frog), 1362 nucleotides. It is a transcript of the gene rpa2.S, whose product is annotated as replication protein A2 S homeolog. Gene Ontology annotation, molecular function: DNA binding; single-stranded DNA binding. Gene Ontology annotation, cellular component: nucleus; DNA replication factor A complex; chromosome, telomeric region. Gene Ontology annotation, biological process: nucleotide-excision repair; double-strand break repair via homologous recombination; DNA recombination. Lineage: Eukaryota; Metazoa; Chordata; Amphibia; Anura; Pipidae. The record is from RefSeq and is marked provisional.